AGAGCAGCUCCUGCGGCAGCAUGGGGACCUCCAGGAGCGGGCAGUUGGCACCCCGGCUCACGCUGUGCUGUGCUGUGUGGGUUCUGUGCUGGGCAGCGCCAGACUACGAUGAUUACUCUCAGAACAGCACCAGCGAGCAGAUAACGACAGCAGAGAUCACACCGUGCCCCCGAGCCAUCCCUGGGGAAAAGGCAACUAUAGACAACGUGACAUACCUGCUGCUGCACGAGGCCGCUCGCUCCCAGCUGAGCAGUGGGGUCACAGUGCUGCUCAUCCCCUCCCUCUACAGCCUCGUCUUCCUGCUGGGGCUGCCCUCCAACGGCCUGGCCCUCUGGGUUCUGGCUACCAGGACUGAGAAGCUGACCUCCACCAUCUUCCUGAUGAACCUGGCUGCAGCAGACCUGCUGCUCAUCUCAGUGCUGCCCCUCAAGAUAUUCUACUAUUUCCUUGGGAACAACUGGCCCUUUGGGGAAGGUCUGUGCCGGGUCACCACAGCUUUCUUCUAUGGGAACAUGUACUGCUCAGUGCUGCUGCUCACCUGCAUCAGUGUGGACCGAUACCUGGCGGUGGUGCAUCCUUUCUUCUCGCGCUCUUUCCGUACCCCCACCUUUGCUGCCUGGACCUGUGCUGCUGUCUGGCUCUGUGCUGCCGGCAUCACUCUGCCCCUGACUCUGCAGCAGCAGUCGUACCCCCUGUACAGAGCAGACAUCACUCUGUGCCACGAUGUUCUCCCUAGGCAGGAGGACGACGGGUAUUACUUCUACUACUUCGUCUGCCUCAUCGCCUGCGCUUUCCUUGCUCCUCUGGCAGUGAUGCUGUUCAGUUACUGCUCAGUGCUACAAGCCCUCCUGGGCAGUGGGAAGCGGUACUUCCACUCCAUGAAGCUCACAGCUCUUGUGCUGGUCAUGCUCACGGCCUUCUACACCCCCAGCAACGUUCUCCUCCUCGUUCAUUACUCCAGCUAUCAGUGCAAGCUGUCCGGCAGCUUGUACAUCAGCUACAUGGUGAGCCUGGCCGUCAGCACCUGUAACAGCUGCGCCGACCCCUUUCUCUACUACUACAUAUCAGAAGAUUUCCGGGAGAAGGUGAGGAGCACAUUCUUCAACCGCAGCAAAACCCCCUCCUUACGGACCUCCAAAGAAACACUCCCUCAGAAAAGCUCCAAGGAGUCACUGGUGUAGGUCUCCAUCCCAGCUCCCCGCCCCCGAGGCGCUCCCAGCACACUGUGGGGAUAGGACAGAGCAACUUCACAAGUUUCACCCAGAGCAAUGAGGAGCGGCUCCCAGCGGAUGAGUCCCAGGAAGGAAGAACCACAUCCUCUGUCUGCACAGCUUGGACCGAAUCAACCCAGGCCACUGCAUUCCUUAAGGAUGUUGAGUCCCAGAUAAGAUGUGGAGUGCUGAACGCAUAUAGAGCUGUGACUGGGACACCGCAUGCAACUUCUCACCUGGUUACACACUGCCAGGGCUGCUUUUGUUAGUGCACCCAGGUCUGCUUUUAAUGCAUGCUGUGAGCUGGCUGCUAUCUGCCUUCUAUUCAUUUUUCUGCUACUGGCUUCCUUGCUGUCCUUGAACACACGUUCCUUUACCUAAAACCGAAAAAGAACAGGCACUUGCAUAACCAAAUUUCUAAACAUUUCAAAACUAUCAGGAGGUACUUACAUAAAAGGCACUCAUUACUGAACUAAAAUACUCUGUCCAGAGAACGCAGAGCUUUUCCAGCUAUUACAUUCUUGGCUUAACCAAGAAUCACCACCACAGUAAAGGCAGCCCACUGUCAUAAGCAUAAAAACCCAAUUCCUUCACCCCUGUCGAUGCUAACGACCUCUGCUACCCAAAACUUCUUAGGGACAAGACUGUAUUCUGUCUCUUGAAGGGAAAUAUUAAAGAAGGAACUGAGGAAACACUCAGGACACUUUUUUUUUUUUGCUUCAUGUCACACAACCAAGAGCUUUCCUUUACGGAACAGGCGAUCACUCAUUGCUCAACCCUGCAGUAUGCUGCAAACUACUCAAAACACAGCUCAGCUCUGGGCACAUCCCAACAAGGAGCAAGGCAGAAAAUGGGCAGCAAACUUCCUUAGAGUUCCUGAAUUCUGUGGUUCUAUUGGUGCAGCCACGACUGCGAUCUACAGCCAAACAGUCUCACAGCCUACAAUGCGAAUAAAGAGACAAAAGAUCGUUUUAAAAAUCAGUUUUUAAUAAAAUAUUUACCAGAAUCUAAAAAACAAA
This is a messenger RNA of Gallus gallus (chicken), 2230 nucleotides long. It is a transcript of the gene F2RL3, whose product is annotated as F2R like thrombin/trypsin receptor 3. Lineage: Eukaryota; Metazoa; Chordata; Aves; Galliformes; Phasianidae. The transcript is spliced from 2 exons. The record is from RefSeq and is a predicted model, not a curated record. Gene Ontology annotation, cellular component: membrane. Gene Ontology annotation, molecular function: thrombin-activated receptor activity. The coding region runs from base 21 to 1181 and encodes 386 amino acids. Gene Ontology annotation, biological process: blood coagulation; positive regulation of Rho protein signal transduction; thrombin-activated receptor signaling pathway.